AGUUUGUUGAACUAAUACAGUAGAAAAAAAUAUAGUAUAACAAUGUUAAAUGGGAUUUUUAUUUCAUUUUUAUUGAUUACAGUAUAUCAAAUAAACAGAGUUUCUUCCAGAACGAUAUGCUUAAGAAAUGAGCAUUGCUCUUCUGGUAUUUGCAACUUUAAAUCGAAAUUCAAUUUAGGCAUUUGUAAUAUUGGAUUUUGCGAUUGUAAAGAAGGAUAUUAUCCCAUUAUUGGCCAUUUGACAACCGAUUGUAAGAGAUUAAGACUUUAUAACGAAUCUUGUGAAAAUGACGAACUUUGUUCGGAUAGUAAAAGACUAGCUUGCCAAGCCACGAAACCAAGGAAAUGCCUGUGUAAUAGGAAAGAUAAAUGGAAUGGUCAAGAAUGCGUACCGAGAAAUCCAAGAAAACUAGGAGAAAAAUGCUCCGAUCUUCGAGAUGUUUGUAUUGCUAAAAAAUCUUAUUGUAAAAAUGGAAUUUGUUCUUGUCAAAAUUACUUUAGACAUGAGGGAGAUAGCUGUCGACCAGUUAGGAUGGGAGAUACCUGUUUCACAAAUAAAUCUUGCCAGUAUCCAUCUUUGUGUGUUAACAAUAAAUGUAAAUGUCCAAAUGGAACGGAAGUGUUUAAAGAUAAGAUAAUUGGUGAAGACUGGACAGAAUUUUGUAAAAGGAGGAAAGUUAGAAUUACCUAUCAGAAUAGGCAAUUGAAUGAAACUUGUGGUUAUUUAUUGGCUGAAAAUGAAAUAACUAUAGAAAGAUGUCAAAAAAAUUCGAUUUGUGAUUAUUGUUAUGGAGCUCGAAACGAAGAAAAAUCAAUUUGCAUACGACCUUGGAAUUCUAACCAUUCAAAGACAACAAUUCUACCGGCCCAUCAGAAUUCUAGGGCUCCACUGCUUAAUAGCUAUUUUACAAUAACUAUUCUCAGUUUCGUGUUCUUUUUAUAAUGAGAUGGAAUUUCAAGAACUUAGUUCACCAUCUUUAUUACCUUCUGUUGAUACAAUAUAAGCUAAGAGUUUGAAAAUUCAUCUAUUUGCUAAAAGCUUUUAUGAUCAUUUCUUUGGUGGAAGAAAAAAUUGUCUCUCCUUCAUAUUCUAAGUCUUCUGCUUGUCGACAGUUAAAUUUCAGAGUUUCUAGUUAUUCAAAUAGAAAUAAACUUUAUAAAAUGUUUAAAUUGUGCUUAAAUAAAUAAAAGAAUAAUUAUUCAUAUCAUUUAUUCAGUUAUUUUCAAAUGCUAUCAUUUUAGGUUUGUUUAGAGAGAAUUACUUGAAACGUCUAUAGACUGGUAAUGUGUAAAGUAAUCGACAAAAAAUUCCGGACACCGAAAAAGUUUUUUCGGCCGUAUAUUACAAAUUUAUCUUUUUAGUUCUUAACUAUUAAAUAUUGCGUUUAUAUAUCGAUUUAUAUAUUCAUUUGUUACUCUAUGGUAACCUGCAUCAUUUUAUUUGAAGAUGUACUCCGUGUCCCAUUUUGAGUGAUUUUCGAGUCCAGAUUAUCCCUUAUUUUUUAAGGCAUUACUUUUUCUUCUUUUAGAAUCCUGGGAUGUGGAACCAACUCUUUUAUACUGCAAAUUUUGUCUUUUCAUCUCCCUCUGAAUUGUAUCAACGCUUACAUUUACAUCUAAUUCCUUUAAAAUUUUUCCUGCUGUCACCUUUUCUUUGUGUCUUUUAAGUUUCUUGACAAUCUUUUUCAUCUUGCUUAUGUCUUUUUCUUUAAGACAUUUUGGACGACCCCUAUUCUCUUUUUCUGGUGGCUCAUACCUGAUCAUAGCCGAAACUGUAGAUGGUGCCAUUCCCAAAGCUCUAGCUGUUGCCCUUAGUUCGCCCAGUUCAUUAAAUUUCUUGAUCACAAGAGGCCUAACAUCUUUGCUCCAUGCCAUAAUUAAAUAAAUACAAUAGAAAUGAUAUAAUGUAAUUAAAAUAGAAAAUAAUUGAGAAGCCAAACUUUGAAAAGUAAAUUUAUCUAAAAAAAACUGUUAAACGUCUAUUUGAAC
Messenger RNA from Dimorphilus gyrociliatus, 1988 nucleotides. Lineage: Eukaryota; Metazoa; Annelida; Polychaeta; Dinophilidae. The record is from the annotation of a GenBank genome assembly.